GUUAGAAAGAGAAAGAGAAAGAGAAAUGUAAUAUAAUAAAGGAAAGAGAGAAGGAAAGAAAGAAAUGGGGGAAAGAAGAAAAAUAAGGGGAGAAAAAAAAGAAAAGGCCAACGCGAGGAUGAUCUUGACGCGCGUUGAACGCGUUUCUAUCGAGGGUUCGAGUGCGAUCCCGAUCGUAGCUCGACAGCAUCCGCCCGCGCAAUGGACCAGGCGCGUCGAAGGGGGCCGAGCGUUGGCGAAGCCGGUCGAACGCGGACGAAUAGUAGGCUCGAAUCGUGCUCGCGCGACGCAUCGGUUCGAACGCGCGCUCGAGUACCGCUCUUGGUUUAUCUAUCUUUCUCUCUUUCUCUGGCAUACACAUACAUAGAGAGAGGAAGAGAGAGAGAGAGAGAGAGAGAGAGAGAGAGAGACAAAUACUAACAGAGACUCAAAGAGUAGUAAUCGUCUUCGUCAUUCCUCGUGUCUCUCGACUUAACGCUCGCGCGCCAGACGUUCCGACAGGCAAACGCGUUCUCGAUACUCCGUACGUGCCGUGCGUUCAGUCGUUGCGCGCGAAAUCGAACUUUCGAUCUAUCGAAAUUUGAAAAGAGAUCGUACAAAAGAAAAGAAAGAACAACAACAACAAUAACGAAAAAGAAAAGAAAAGAAAAAUAAGAGAAAGAAAAGGAAAGUAAACGGAAAAGUGAAGAAAGAUCGUGCAUAGCUUUCUUUCUUUUAUUUCAUUCUUCAUUUCUUUCUUCAUUUCUUUCUUUCUCAUUCGCCUUUUUUCGUUUACUCGUCACAAGUGAGUUGGACUUGAAAGAAACUUGAAGACUCUAAAAGAGAGAGAGAGAAAGAGAGAGAAAGAGAGAGAAACAAAGGAAGAUAAAUGAAAUAACGUGAGGGAGAAAUAGGAAAAGGAAAAAGAAGAAAAAGUUAAGUGCUCGAAACUUUGAGAAAUAAGAUUUUUGUGAUUAUUUCAUUGUGUUUUUCUUCGAAAAUAAUAUUACGAAAGUGUAAAGCCAAGGAUCCUGGACUGAUGGAUUUUAUUUGUUUGUGCAACGAAGAUACAGAAGGAAGAACGACAAGACGGACGUGAGAAUUUAUCGUUAUACGUAAUUUUGAAUUAAUUCGUUCCUUCAGAAACGAAGAAUUCGUCGUCGUCGACGAGUGGAAAAGGAAGGAGCUUGCUCGUUGACAAAGUGGACAACGUCAGUAUAAUUCUCGUUAUGGAUUCCUUCUCGACGGGGGCACUAUGCAAACCGAGGAAGUCGUGCCUCGUGCACAAUCAACUGGCAUAGACUUGGCCCUAACGGACAAUAAUUUGCAGCAUCAUCUGCAUCAUCAUCAUUUAGCUCAAAUCAAGUGUCCAUUGGCGCCUCUUGCACAUAUGGCCGUUAAGCAAGAACCUCAGGAGGAGGAGGAACGUAGUCGUGAUACCAGCACACUUAGUCCGCAAACGGACACGAGUUCCGUGCAAGUGUCGCUUGAUAGUAAACAUGGAAAUGAUCAGCAAUCCGUUCACCAUCGUCAGCUUCAAACGUUGGAGGAUGCUACCGGUCAAACGUGUGCUUCAGAUCAAAUUAACAGGAAUAGAAGCAGCCGUGGCAGACGAAAGUCACGAUGGAAACUCAAAUUCCAUCAUCAGGCAUUACCGCCGGAGUAUUUGGAUCAUUACGAGGCAUCUCUUGCUCAGGAGGCAUUAAAUUCAUCCUCACCAACUCACACGAGCGAACAAACAGCACCAAGCCCGGCACCUACAAGUGCUACGUCUACGCCUAGUCCAAUCGCCGAUGUUCACGGUUGGUUGCAACGUAUAGCUGCCAUGCAACAAGAACUCUGUCCUCAAACAAUGCCACAACAAUGUAUGAACUUUAAUUCCGGUCAAUCGUCGGCAUCGAGACGAUCAGUGAUCACUUCGACUUCCUCCCACGCUUACACUGUACCCCAUCACCAUCAUCAUCAUCAUCAUCAUCAUCAUCAUAAUCACGCUCAACAAUCGUCCCAGCAGACAUCCACGAGGCCACCUAUGAAGUAUUCCGAUUUACCUUACAUGGGUGAAAUUACGCUUGACAAUAGUAAACCUCGGAGAGGACGUAAACCAAAAAAAGCAGAUAUUUGUCAUUUGAUUUACAAGAAUUAUGGUACUAUAUUGCCAGGCACACCUGGUCACGAAGAAAAAAGGCUCUCUCCUCAAGAGAAACCUGAUUGUCGGGAUCAGUUACCACCUCAGAUACCAUUUCAACGAACAGACGUUCAGAAUAGGAUCAGCAGUCUUUUAGAAAAACGUCUCACUCAAGAGACCAGACGGAAUUUCGUCUUGACGGAUACUACGAACGAACAGGACGAACCAUUGAAUCUCUGCAUCAGAGAUCUCAAUCAGUUGAAGAUCAGAUUGCUUCGGAAGCAUGGCAACGUUUACGAGUCCGGACAGGUGAAGAGUGAAGCUUCAAGUGACGGGGAAGACAUUGAGUGUUUGGGCACUACCUUUUCAAACUCUUCCAAUCGCUUAAUAGAUUCGACGAAUCACAUCAACAACAACGUUAAUCACGGAUCCGACGGAUCUACGGAUCCAAUGAUUACACCAAAUCCAGGAUUCGUGUAUUUCCCAAACGCUGGUGUUUUCAUACAUCCAAUGGCCCUACAAUCGCAAUUACUCUAUUAUCAAAAGAUGGCUCAGAAUGACAAAUGUUUCCCACGCGGCAUUGAAUAUUCUCAGAAAGAACAAAAAAUAGUCCCGAAAUCGAUAUACUCGAUGAUGGACACGAAGAGUUCGAGUUCGGUCUCACCAACUACGCCAACUACUCCAACGCAACAAUCCCAAACAGUUCCAGUUUCAGCUCCGUUAUCGCCUAGACCUAAGAGAAAUGCACCAGUUACUCAACAUCAGGGACAACCGACGAAACGUAAACGUUCGGCAAUUUUUAUCCCACCGAUGCCUUCGGAGAAUAACAAUAAUCCUGCCACCGAGGUGAGCAUAUGUAAAUUCAAGUUCACCGGUGGUGCCAAACCGAGCUUGCAAGAGAAAAAAAGCCUUUCCGUGGAUUCAGGUGGUAACUUUAGAUAUUACAGUGGCACUGGUGAUAAAAGUAUGCGCGGUUAUGAGUUCUUUCCACGUGAAGCCCUUCAACAACAAGCCGGUCAAUCUGGAUCUUCGGCAGGUGCGUUUUUAAAUGCGUCUGGUGAGAGAGUCCAACCUCCGGUAGUUUGUCCGCGUUCUAACAGUCAAGAAGACGGCCGUCGCAAACGAAAGACCAGGAAAUCCCUUCAAAGGGAAAAACUUGAACAGACAUUCAAGGAAAAGGGUUUUCUUAUUCAAACUCAACAAUUGGAAUCCGCGGAAGGUGCUACAUAUUGUAAAUUCCGUCAGUUAAGAAAAUUCACGAGAUAUUUGUUUAGAAGUUGGAAGGACUAUCUUCCUGGUAAUGUGCGCGAGUUAUCUAACAAUGGGGAGAGUGAUAUCGUUGAUGGUGAUGUUGAGACCGACGCCAGGAUCGUAUCGUCUCCCAUACCUCGUGAUACGAAUCACGACGCGUCGUCGCCUACGUACGUUGACGAUCAUCGGACUCUUCCUUUAACGUGAACGUUAUGAACUAUCUUAAAGUGUCUCGUCCUUCGAACUCUCAUAUACGCGUAAUGGAGUUUAUUUUCUUAAUAUCGCGGCGAUAUACGAACGGCUAUGAAAAUAUGCAGCAGUGGAACUUUAUGAUACCGAUAAGUCAUAACUAUCUCUAUCUCUUUCUAUCUGUCUGCCUGUCCAUUUGUCUGUUUGUUUGUCUCUCUCUCUCUCUCUCUCUCUCUCUCUCUCUCUCUCUCUCUCUCUCUCUCUCUCUCUCUCUCUCUCUUUCUCUCUCUCUCUCUCUCUCUCUCUCUCUCUCUUUCUCUUUGCUUUUUCCGUUCCACUUGUACGCUGUUGCAUUUACGGUGCCCGUGAAAACUCGAGACGAAUUUUACGAUCGUUUUAUAUUCGCGACCCAUCGACUUGUGAUCAAGUGAGAAUUUUCUUAAUAAACGAAUAGUAUAAUUAAUUAGAAAGAAAGAGGGAGGAGAUCUAGGCUAUGGAAUGAGGGAACUUGUUGUAUUAUCUGUGAUGCGUAUAAAAACGAAUUUCGAUGAUUUUCUCCGCGUCGUUGUGUAUAGAAAUAAAUUACAGAAAUAAAUAAUAUUCAGAAAUAUCGUAUAUAAUUUAAUCGUACGUACGAACGAAAAGGUUAACUAUUUUUCAUAAUAAAAGAAUAUGUCGAUGUAAAUUAAUUAAGCGAGACAAAACGCGUGCUUUCGUGAGAAAGUGAAAAGUAACGAUGAUUUUUACGUGAUUAGAUGUACGAAUUUUCUUCUUUCCCACCUUUUAUUUUUUUCUUUUUUUUUUUUUUUUCUUUUCUUUUCUUCCUUGCGUCUUUCCCUCUUGGAUUUGUUUAACCAGAAAACACUGAUUAAAUGUAAAGUCGAUCGCAGCUUUGUGCCAAAGAUGGGAGACUGGAAUGUAUGUAUGCGUGUGUGCGUGUGUGCGUGUACGUGUGUGCGUGCGCGUAGGUACGUACGAGAUACGCACGUAAGAAAAAAAUAAAAAAAAAAUAAAAACAUAACUAAAAACAAAACAAAAAAAGAAAAAUAAUAAUAAAAAGAGUUAGAGAAAAAACGUGUUAACCAAAGAACAAUGAUGUGUCUCGAGACUCCUCGUCGUUCGUAUGACGACGACAACUUCGUGACAGAGAAAAUGAAAGACGAAAGAAUUUUUCGUUUGUAAGAGUUGGGAUUAUUGUAAAUAGAGAAAGAAUGAGAGACAAAAAGGAAUAAACAAGAAAUAAGAAAAAGGAAAAAAGAAAAAAAAAAUAUACGGAGAUCUUCCUUCUUCUUUCGAACGUUAAUUUACAAAGACCCAAGGGAAGUGCAUUUUUCUAAUGAUGAUGUUGUUGUUGUUUUCUUCCGAGUGCGACCCAGAGUGAGACUUUAACGAUAAUAAAUACGCGAUGUUCUUAUUUUUGUUUAUCGUAUUUUUCUAAGACUAUAUAUCGAAUAUCGUAUUAAUCGAUAAACGCAGUCUAACGAAAUCUAGUCCUAUUUAUACUCUUGUUAAAUCAAAAAACGCAUCGUUUAUUAUUAUUCUUAUUAUUAUUAUUAU
This is a messenger RNA of Vespa velutina, 5101 nucleotides long. RefSeq lists its product as uncharacterized. The record is from RefSeq and is a predicted model, not a curated record. The transcript has 4 exons. NCBI's taxonomy places the organism in Eukaryota, Metazoa, Arthropoda, Insecta, Hymenoptera, Vespidae. Bases 1235 to 3562 code for a protein of 775 amino acids.